AUGUCUGGAUCGUACUGCAAAAGUUUGUACCCGUUCAGCGGGGAGCAGCACCAGCAGGGACUGAGCUUCGAGGCCGGGGAUAUCAUUAAGGUGGUCCAGGCUCUUCCCGGAGGCUGGUGGGAAGGAGAGAAGGAUGGAGCCAGGGGGUGGUUCCCCUCAAGUUACGUCCAAGUCCUGGAGAGGACAGCGUCUCUGAGUCAGCUUCCCGUGGAGGACCUCAGAGACCCCCUCCCCCCCCACUGGAAAUGCUACAUGUCACCACAGGGACGGCGAUAUUACGUCAACACAGCGAGCAACGAAACAACAUGGGAGAGGCCGUCCAGCGCACCCGGGACGCCCAAGAACUCAUUCCGACACAAGAACUCUCUGCCAGCAGUGAAUGGAUUUCACUCAGGUGGGAGUCCCUUGCAUCAUGUGGAGCUCUCGCACAACAGUUUGGUUCGGAAGAGCAGUACAGAGCCCCAGAGCCCGGGAUCCACAUCGCCCACCAGGAAGCAGCACAAGGAGACCACGGUCACGAUUAACUGUGUGACUUUCCCGUCACUGGCCUGCAUGCCCGAACAACAGCUGCUGAAACCAAACGAAUGGAGCUACUGCGACUACUUCUGGGCUGACAAAAGGGAUCCUCAGGGAAACGGCUGCAUCACUGGAUUCGAGGUCUUGCUGCAGAAACAGCUGAGGGGCAAACAGAUGCAGAAAGAGAUGGCCGAGUUCAUCCGAGAAAGAAUAAAGAUAGAAGAAGAGUACGCCAAGAAUCUCUCCAAGCUUUCCCAGAUCCCCCUUGCAGGCCAGGAAGAAGGGACUUUGGGGGAGGCUUGGGCCCAGCUUAAGAAGAGCCUGGCAGACGAAGCCGAAGUUCACCUAAAGUUCUCUUCGAAGCUCCAGAGCGAAGUGGAGAAGCCUCUGCUGACUUUUAGGGAGAACUUUAAGAAGGACAUGAAGAGGUUUGACCACCACAUCGCCGACCUGCGGAAGCAGCUUGUUGGGCGUUACGCAGCUGUGGAGAAGGCCCGUAAAGCCCUGGCCGACAGACAGAAAGAGCUGGAGUUAAAGACUCAGCAGCUGGAGAUCAAACUCAGCAACAAAACCGAAGAGGACAUCAAAAAGGCCCGCAGGAAAUCCACACAAGCAGGAGACGACCUGAUGCGCUGCGUGGACCUCUACAACCAAUCCCAGUCCAAGUGGUUCGAGGAGAUAGUGACCACCAGCCUGGAGCUGGAGAGGCUGGAGGUGGAGCGGGUGGAGAUGAUCAGACAGCACCUGUGCCAGUACACCACCCUACGGCACGAGACGGACAUGUUCAACCAAAGCACCAUGGAGCCCGUGGACCAGCUGCUGCAGGGCGUGGACCCCUUCAAGGACCGAGAGCUGUGGGGCCCCGCCAACGAGGACCGGGAGACGGGUCGGGAUCCAUAA
Molecule: messenger RNA, 1416 nt
Organism: Menidia menidia (Atlantic silverside)
Lineage: Eukaryota; Metazoa; Chordata; Actinopteri; Atheriniformes; Atherinopsidae
Source: the annotation of a GenBank genome assembly